Molecule: messenger RNA, 1479 nt
Organism: Seminavis robusta
Lineage: Eukaryota; Bacillariophyta; Bacillariophyceae; Naviculales; Naviculaceae
Source: the annotation of a GenBank genome assembly
ACUGUCUUCCUGGGAUGUUCCAUUGCUGUUGUGGGCUGCUGUUGUACAACAUGUAAACGGCAACUGUGACCCUGUAUCUGGGCUUUAUUAAUAUCAUUUUGGCUUAUUGACUCGGCUGUGUCUGAGUGAGAUAUCUUCUACGUGCCGCGAGAUCUCGUACUGUACCGUAGCGAAAUGAAGAAGUCGGGAGAAGUCGAGAGGGAAGUUACUGUUCCUGUUGCCUGCACCCGGACAAGAUGCAAGGUCCACCAAAAGGACCCCACUCCGUCUUACUCAUAAAUUACUUUCCAGCAAUCUCCGAGAAGCCAAGCAAACAUCACCAUGAAAGCAACCUCCAGCAUUUCCAAAACCGAUGCCUUUACCAUGGCACUCAUGAAGGCGGUCGACUUGAAUACCCUGUCGGUAGCUCACUACCUCCAUGGAGACUAUCGGUCAGCCUUGAUUACUAUGAAAGAUACUAUUGAACUUCUUCGCUCGAAGAUGACGGGGCCGAUCAGCUGCCUCUCAGGUUCGGCACACUGCCACCAAAGCCCAAAAUACAUCUGCCGUGCAGUCAAACGGGCUUCCUUGUCCGAAGAAGAAAUGAAUGAAUUCGGCGCACUCUUUCCCUUUUACGUGAGGCCCUUCCAUUUGCUCCCUUUUCACGAAGAUUGCGCCUCUGAAGAAGAUUUGGAAAUUGUCUUCAUGACAGUAAUGUACAACGCAGCCUUGUUCCAUCAUUCGGUGGCUCUCCAGUAUCACCAGAUCAGUGACCCACAAGCCGCUUUGUACCUUCCAAGGGCUCUGCAAAUGUAUGAGAAUGCCUUCAAGAUGCACGAAAACUCAUCUUGGGACUAUGCAAGCAUGGACUCGCCAGAACGAAAUGGCUCAGAGCAUUUCCUCCAGUUGCUGGCUAUUUGCAACAACAUGGCAUUCCUCUAUUCAAUCGAUUGCAACUUUGUGGCUGUGAAUGGCUUCUUGUCUCUGCUCAACGACCUGAUGGAGUACAGUGAACACGCAAGAGCGAGACAUGAGGGAGACAAGAUGCUCUUUGAUGGAGAGGACAUUGUUUUUCUUUUCACAACGACAUUGCUUUUACACGAACAGCAACUUUUAACGCUGGCUCCAGCAGCAUAAAUGGGUGCACCUUCCAUCCAUCCACGCGCAAAGUUGCCGACCGGGGAGGCCGGUACCAAAUGUGUGGAGCUUCGAUUCAAUCUCUUCGUCUUCAUUUUUUUAACUCCAGAAGCUCCUUGUCAACUCAGUGCACACGGUGCAUGCCUAGUAGCGUGCACCCGCUCCAACACACAAUGAACUUCGAUACAAGUCAGCAGCCAACUGUAGCUGGCCGCAUCCAUUGCAUACUUCAUAGCCAAACAUCCAUUGUAAUAUACAGAACAACAUUUUUGUGGUAUCACAGCUAGUUUAACUUAGAUGCUUGUAUGAGGAGAGCAUCUCAUCAUUGUAGCACUGGCUGCACCGCUACUGUGGCUCUUGGGG